Molecule: messenger RNA, 1566 nt
Organism: Solanum pennellii
Lineage: Eukaryota; Viridiplantae; Streptophyta; Magnoliopsida; Solanales; Solanaceae
Product: F-box/kelch-repeat protein At3g23880-like
Exons: 3
Molecular function (GO): protein binding
Source: RefSeq, a predicted model, not a curated record
CCCGACCCGCCCAUCUCUCAAUCCUUCUGCAAUAUAAAAAUCCCUAGAAUUGAAAUUGAAUUUGGGAAUUGCAGAAUUUUUUUUUCAAUUGAAGCAGAGAGUCUUCAAAGCUCAACAAACGAAGCAAUCUUUUCACAAAAGAAGGCAAAGCUUUUCAAUAGAGAAGAUGAGAACCACAUUUGGGUAUCCCCUGGAAUUAGUGUACGCCCAAACUGGCACGAAGGAUACGGCGGUUAUCAAAAAAGAGUCAGUGGAAUUAUUGAUCAGGCCAUAGCAAUUCACUUCCCAGAGGCAAUACUUGUGGACAUCCUUAGCAGGUUACCUGUGAAGUCUCUACUUCGAUUCAAAUGUGUGUCAAAAUUUUGGGAAACGUUGAUCUCUGAGCCAUACUUUAAGAUGAAGCAUCUCAGUUGUGCCAAGAUUGACCAAGAUUCCCAGAAACUUCUUACUAUCCAAAUGUGCAGUAAGAAUCGUAUGUUUUCCAUGUAUUGUUGUCCUUUGUCGCCGGUUCAGCUGGUUGAGGAUGUACAUAAACUCAGUUUCCCUUCAAACCCUACGGUAUCACACUGCAUAAUCCAUUGUUGUUAUGAUGGCCUGGCUGUUAUGGAGGUUCGUGAUACUUUUAAAGCUAAUCACUCCACACUUUUGCUUUGGAAUCCCUCCACAAGAGAAUCAGCAGUACUUCCUUCUCCGAAAUUUCAAUGGGGGAGCGUUUCUUGUUAUGGUUUGGGUUAUGACGCAACCAGUGGUGGGUAUAAGAUCUUUCAGCGUUAUCAGGGUUGCUCUUUUCCUGGUGAAAUUCUCACGCUGAAAGGUGGCUCCUGGAGAAGAAUUGAUGAGCAUCCUCGUGGCAUUGACAACCGGUUCAUUUGCAGGCAGUUUUUGGCAUUUGUACAUGCGGCAUUUCAUUGGAUCAUUUACUCAGGAUAUCAUGCUGUGGCGGUGUCGUCGUUUAGUAUUUCAAAUGAAGUGUACGGAGAGAUACCGUUCCCGGAGGACAUGUCACCCUUGAAGGCGUUUAUUGGCAUUACAGAGUUGGAAGGAAUGCUUUGUGUUCAUUCUAAUUCUCUUUUUCCGGGUAAGCGUACUAUUAAGUUAUGGGUAUUGAAAGAGUAUGGUAUCAAGGAAUCUUGGAUUCCAUUCUUAUCUGUAGAAGAUCCUACGAAUGCUAUUUCUAUACCGAAAUAUAGGUUUGCAGAUGGUGAAGUGUUAUUCUGGUGCAGUGAAGGGGCUAUGUUUAGGACACGUUGUGUAGCAUGGCCUCGAUGUGAUACCAUAUUUGAUGGACAUGCUUUUAGAGAAAGCUUGAUUCCUCCAAUAUGUUGUGGACCAUUUGGAGCAUUGCAUCCAUGUGAUUCCAUAUGUGAUGGACAUGUUUUUACAGAAAGCUUGAUUUCUCCAAGAUCACUUAUUUAUUAGUUUCUUAUGUAUGAUUAAGGAGCUUUUCUUCUUCGUUUGUUGUCAUGUUACAACUCUUGCACUCUUAUUUUCACCAGUUUUUGGAGUACAAUGUCAUAUGGAACAGAGGUUUCUCUGCUUGUUGAAUGUGAGAAUUUGAAAAGAUUG